ACCACAAGCAAGCUUUCGCUUUGAAACUACGUUUGUAGAAGAAUCGUCCUCCAGUGCGAACAUUGUUCGUAACUUGUGUUUUUCGCGAACAGGUCAGCUUCCUUAAAAAGGGCACUGGGCAAUUUCAACAAUAGAUCACCUCAGAAGAUUUGGAUCUGCCAGAAAACUGAAAAUAUAUCUCCGAUAGACAGGAUUUAUGAGGCAGUCGGAUCGUGGUACGAAGUUCAGUCGACGAACAUGGUGGAAAGUAUUUUCGGAGGAAAAGUUGCGUAUCCAUUGGGGUGUUACGAGAAAAGCAUUUCUCAUCCACGAGUAACCGAGAGGCGUCUUUCUGUACAAUCAACUCAACUGAAAACAAUCUCAGAAUCUGGCGACGAUAAUUAUCACUCGGAAAGCACGAGGUUAGCUCAUGGAUUCGAAACUAUUACUGCGAGUGAAGGAUUAAGCUACCACCGUCGACCUAGAACUAUGUCUUUACCAGCAAUUUAUCGGGACGGUUCGUAUUUGAUAAUAAGGCGCGCUUCUAAUGCGCCUAUUUCUUGUCAAAGGCGAAGAUAUUCGGAGCCAGCUGGUUUGAAAACGCAGGGGACUAUUCAAAGCUUGUCACUGCGUAAAAAUGACAGCUACAGUGUGAGCGCUGAAAGAGAAAACGCCUCUUGGAAAAGAUCUUCGGUUGAAAGUGGGCAGGGGGUAUGGAGAAGUGGAGUUCGAGAUUUAUUGACGCCUAGGAGGCAUUCUGAUCCCAUGUGCUUAGUUACCGCGGAGCAGGUGGAAAAGUCGCCGGAUCGUCAAGAAAGAUGGAGCAGAACGGUGGACCCACAAUUGACGGGGUCAUCUGUCUGUGGUAAGAACAGACCACAAAUGCAAACAGACAGUAAUCAAGCAGGGCGACAAGUGUACACACGGAGACGAAAGUCGUCUCUAGUCCCUGUUCCUUUUAAUGCUCCAGUUCUGGAAGUUCAGAAAGCUAGGCAGUCUCAGCCAGCCUCGAGUCGUCGCUUAUCUUUUCCUCCAAGCAAGAAAGAAAGCCAACGACACUGUAUUCUUCCCGCGUUAAAUUUAAAAACAGGAUUUUUUGCCAAAUAUAUUUCUAACGAAAAUAAAGAGAGUGAAAUUGGACGCGACUGUAACAACAAUUUAGAACUAGCUGUUGAUGAACAGCCAUUUGAAAGCGAAAACAGUGCGGAUUUGAAAGACAAAUAUGCUACUGACGAGGCCAUCUUGGUGCAAUGGAUGAAAUUUUUUGGUUGAAAAUGUCUUUUGUAUGACCGCUAUUGUACAAAGCAAGACACAAACGGAUACAAACUCGAUAUUAUGACAAAGGCAGAGUCACUCCCCCUUACUUGUGAUCUCUGUUCAACCAGCCCCAUAAAAAACCUAAAGCAG
Messenger RNA from Porites lobata, 1386 nucleotides. Lineage: Eukaryota; Metazoa; Cnidaria; Anthozoa; Scleractinia; Poritidae. The record is from the annotation of a GenBank genome assembly.